Messenger RNA from Periconia digitata, 527 nucleotides. Lineage: Eukaryota; Fungi; Ascomycota; Dothideomycetes; Pleosporales; Periconiaceae. The record is from the annotation of a GenBank genome assembly.
CAUCCUCAUGUGAUGCCGCUCGUCGAGUAGAUCGGGCGCCUGCUGAAGCACAGUCAGUCAGUUCUGCUCGAGCAAUGACGACUACCAUGACGGCCAUCUGGCUGCCGGCCAGCACGCGAGAAGCGGGUGCUGCUGUUGUGGCGGUGCGCAAAAAAAACACAGCCUCUGCAGAUUUCUACACGCAACUGUCGAUCCUCUUCGGAGUCGCCUACGAUGCGCGCUCGUGCCCCCAUUUCUACGCAGCCUGUACACUAAAUCUGAUUUUUGCGCGAGAUUCGCCUGCUUGUCCUUGUCGCCGCAUCGCCUGUUCCGACGCCCCGCUACCGGUAGUCCCCUUCGCUACCCUCUCCGUCAACCAUUUCCCUUCAACCCCAACCUGCACGCUGCUCGUCGUCGUUUCAAUCCUCGACCUCCCCUUCUCUUCCCUCGUCACUGGCCCAGCUCAGGAAAUGGCUCCCCCCACAUCCAGACACCCACCGCCCAUGAUUGCGCAACUCUCCGGCUUCCUACCAAGGCCCUGCCCCUAG